Molecule: messenger RNA, 1209 nt
Organism: Coniophora puteana RWD-64-598 SS2
Lineage: Eukaryota; Fungi; Basidiomycota; Agaricomycetes; Boletales; Coniophoraceae
Product: GroES-like protein
Exons: 3
Coding region: 99-1112 (337 amino acids)
Molecular function (GO): oxidoreductase activity
Source: RefSeq, a predicted model, not a curated record
GUCGCGGCAUCACCACAAGCCGCCAUCCCUUGUCGCCACCAGGCCCAUUAACCCACAGAUUCUUCCCAAACCAAAACCAACAGUCCCAAGCAAGAGAAAUGGCCACCAUGCGCGCCGUUGUCUGCCCCGAGGCGCCCGUCCCGCCAACGGGGCUCGUCUACACCGCCGCGCACCCGAAGCCGGCGCCCAAGGAGGGCCACGUCCUCAUCCGGGUGCGCGCGUUCGGGCUCAACCGCUCCGAGCUCUUCACGCGCCAGGGACACUCGCCCGGGAUCGCGUUCCCGCGCGUGCUCGGCAUCGAGUGCGUCGGCGAGGUGCAGGAUGCGGGCGGGAGCGCGCGGUGGAAGGCGGGCGAUAAGGUCGCUGCGAUUAUGGGCGGGAUGGGGAGGCAGUUUGACGGAGGGUACGCCGAAUACACGCUCGUCCCGCAAUCGUGCGUCUCCCCGCCGAUCGACCUCCCGCCGUCCAUCGACUGGGCCAAAUUCGCGGCCAUCCCGGAGACGUACAUGACCGCGUGGGGCACGCUCAAGGCCUCGCUCAACCUCCAGCCCUUGGACACCCUGCUCAUCCGUGGGGGCACCACCUCCGUCGGGCUCGCGGCUGCCGCGCUCGCGCGCUCGUCGCUCUUCGGGUGCGCGCGCGUGAUCGCGACGACGCGCAGCGCGGGCAAGGAGGGCGCGCUACGCGCGAGCGGCGUCUCGGACGUCGUCGUCGACGACUCGGGGAGCGUCGCGGAGAAGGUGAAGGCGCUCACGGGCGGGCGCGGUGCGGACAAGGCGAUCGAGCUCGUCGGUGGGCCGACGCUCACGGAUACGUGCCUCGCGCUCGCUGCCAAUGGCGUGGCGAGCGUGGUUGGGUGCGUGUCGGGCGAGUGGACGGUGAAGGAGUUUUACCCGUUCGAGGCACUCGCACCCAGCAAGCAUCUCACAUUCUUUGGGUCUAACGCCGUCGACAUGUCUUCUGCGCCAGUGCAGUGGAUCGUCAACGCCCUCGACAAGGGCGAGUUAAAGACCAGCAUUGACAAGGUCUUCAAGAUGGAGCAAGCAGGCGAGGCGCACGCCUACAUGGAGAGCAAUGCUGCUGCUGGAAAGGUUGUCUGUGUCGUCGACUGAUGUGCCAGAGUCAUCGGCCAGAGUGAAAGAGAACAAGUCUGAAUGUCAGCGAUUAGUGUAUGAUUAUAAAAAGAUUGAAUGAUACAAAACCGAAUCC